Molecule: messenger RNA, 1915 nt
Organism: Arvicola amphibius (Eurasian water vole)
Lineage: Eukaryota; Metazoa; Chordata; Mammalia; Rodentia; Cricetidae
Product: cytochrome P450 3A9
Exons: 13
Coding region: 125-1636 (503 amino acids)
Biological process (GO): steroid metabolic process; oxidative demethylation
Molecular function (GO): iron ion binding; oxidoreductase activity, acting on paired donors, with incorporation or reduction of molecular oxygen, reduced flavin or flavoprotein as one donor, and incorporation of one atom of oxygen; testosterone 6-beta-hydroxylase activity
Source: RefSeq, a predicted model, not a curated record
GGCAGGCUGGCCUUUUGAGUCACAGCAGCGCAGGAGAGGAAGCUCAUUAGGCUCAGUCCUGCAAGGUGGCACACACACAGCUGAGAAUAAACCACAAAAGAGAGACUUGAUUAAAGAAGCAGCAAUGGACCUGAUCCCAAACUUCUCGAUGGAAACCUGGAUGCUCCUGGCUACCAGCCUGGUGCUCCUCUACCUAUAUGGAACUCAUUCGCAUGGAAUUUUUAAAAAGUUGGGAAUUCCUGGGCCCAAACCUCUGCCUUUCUUUGGGUCAAUUCUUGCUUACAGGAAGGGUUUCUGGGAAUUUGACAUAGAAUGUCAUAAAAAAUAUGGGAAAAUGUGGGGGUUUUAUGAGGGCCGAAACCCUCUUUUGGCUAUCACGGAUCCAGACAUGAUCAAAACAGUGCUGGUGAAGGAAUGUUAUUCUGCCUUCACAAAUCGGCGGUCUUUUGGUCCAUCGGGAAUUUUGAAAAAAGCCAUCUCCGUUGCUGAGAAUGAAGAAUGGAAGAGAAUCCGAGCAUUGCUGUCUCCAACCUUCACCAGUGGAAAGCUCAAGGAGAUGCUCCCCAUCAUUAAGCAGUAUGCAGAUGUGUUGGUGAAAAACAUGAGGCAGCAAUCAGAGAAUGGGGAUCCCAUCAAUAUGAAAGACAUCUUUGGGGCCUACAGCAUGGAUGUGAUCACUUCCACAUCAUUUGGAGUGAAUGUUGAUUCCCUCAACAAUCCUCAGGACCCUUUUGUGGAAAAAAUCAAGAAGCUCUUAAAACUUGAUGUGUUCGAUCCAUUGUUACUCACAGUCACACUCUUUCCAUUCCUUGUCCCAAUACUUGAUGUACUAGGUUUCUGCCUGUUUCCAAAAGAUGUCAUAAGCUUUUUUAAAACUUCUGUGCAACGAAUGAAAGAGAAUCGCAUGCAAGAGAAAGAAAAGCAAAGAGUGGAUUUUCUUCAACUGAUGAUAAACUCCCAGAAUUCCAACAUCAAGGAGUCUCAUAAAGCUUUGUCCGACCUGGAGAUUGUGGCUCAGUCAGUUAUCUUUAUCUUCGCUGGCUAUGAGACCACUAGCAGCGCUCUUUCCUUUGCUUUGUAUUUGCUGGCCACUCACCCUGAUGUCCAGAAGAAACUGCAGGAUGAAAUCGAUGCAGCUCUGCCCAAUAAGGCACCCCCCACCUAUGACGCCCUGGUCCAGAUGGAGUAUCUGGACAUGGUGAUAAAUGAAACUCUCAGAUUAUAUCCAAUUGCUGGAAGACUAGAGAGGGUCUGUAAGGCAGAUGUGGAAGUUAAUGGGGUUCUCAUUCCCAAAAGGACUACGGUGAUAGUACCAACUCUUGUUCUUCACAAAGACCCAAAGUAUUGGCCAGAACCUGAGGAGUUCCGCCCUGAAAGGUUCAGCAAGAAGAACGAGGACAACAUUAAUCCUUACACAUAUCUGCCCUUUGGGGAUGGGCCCAGGAAUUGCAUUGGCAUGAGAUUUGCUCUCAUGAACAUGAAAAUUGCUCUUGUCAGCAUCCUGCAGAACUUCUCCUUCCAACCUUGUAAGGAAACUCAGAUCCCUUUAAAAUUAAGCAAGCAAGGACUUCUUCAACCAGAAAAACCAGUACUUCUAAAGGUUGUGCCAAGAGAUGGGACCAUAAGUGGAGCUUGAUGUAUAGCGGUUUGUUAUGGUGCUGUGUUCCACUGGAACAGAAACCAAUUCAGAUUGUGGAUAAAUUCAAAGAUGAAGACUGUGGUAAUCUUGUGCAUACAUGCAGGAUUCUGGGUAUUCAUCGAGCUUACUAUGGAAGAAAAAGAUGUGAUGACAGCAAUCCAAGAUAUCCGUUCAACUUCCUGGCUUUUGUGGGACUCCCUAUUUCUACUUCAUUGUCACCACAAAAUCCCGAUUUCCUUUGAGAAAAUAAACACCAAUUACAAGUUUUAUCAACAA